Messenger RNA from Gilbertella persicaria, 1412 nucleotides. RefSeq lists its product as uncharacterized. The coding region runs from base 137 to 1384 and encodes 415 amino acids. NCBI's taxonomy places the organism in Eukaryota, Fungi, Mucoromycota, Mucoromycetes, Mucorales, Choanephoraceae. The record is from RefSeq and is a predicted model, not a curated record. The transcript is spliced from 3 exons.
UCCUCUUCAAGUGAUUUAAAGUUAAUUCAAACUCCUACUUGCUCUCUUUCUGAUUAUUUUUAUUUUUGUUUUUAUUUUCUUUUGGUGGUGGUUGUUGUUGUUGUUGUUGCCUUCUGAAAACAACAAUAAAGGCAACAUGUCAGAAAACAACUUGUUUCAAUUUGCAAGAGUGAUCGCUGAUCUUCCUGUUCAAAAUACAGUGGAAUCUCAAGAAAGAGAAGCAGAAGCAAGUCAUCAUGUACAAAGAAACAAUCAUCAUCUGAGUUACCCUCGUUACCUAAGUAUUCGCAAAAAUGCGUGUAUUGUCUGUAGUGUUUGUUUUACUUGUUCCAAAUAUUAUGGUAUUGACUGUACUUGUCAAGAAGUACAGCCCAGAAGAGGUAAAAAUUUGCCUGAAGGUGGAUUGGAUUCACGCGCUAAAAAGCUUCACCGUGAGGAUCCAGAAGAUUUUAAAUUCUCAAUAAAAUGGCUGAAUGAGAAUGCACACACCAUGUACAAAGAUGAAAAUGAUAAUGUGGUUGGUUUACGUGACCUACAAGAAGUAUCACUCUGUAAAGCACAUUCAAGCACACUCUAUCGAGCCAAGAAGCGACAUGAACGCAGCCAGAACCUAGCACCUCCUUCACCUGCUGACUCAAACGAAAUGCAUUAUCCAUAUCCACUCAACCAUGCUUUGGGUUCAGGUGGAUUAGCAGCCAAAGUACGUGAGAUUUCUAGUUUACAGCCACAGAUGAUGCGUAUGCAAGAGAUGCCUGAUUUCUCUCGCAUGUCACACUCUACAUCCAAUAAACGAAAAAGGACAUAUAAACCACAUAAAUCGCCGCCCAAGAUGGAGCCUUCUUCUAUCAGGCCACAUUCAAGUAUAUCUACACCUCUUUAUGGUUCACGUCAAGAGAAUAUGUUUAUGCAACCCCAUGUAUUUACCCCAAAUCAUUCGAUUCAAGAAUUUCAGCCUAUGCCAUCUCAAUUACCUCCACUGCAUCACCGUACUCCACCUGUUGUACAAAACUACCCUAUGGCAGAAUCCCCUCCUCGUCCAACAGCCACCAAGAGCAUGAUUACACCUAUUACAGCUGAGCCUAUGGAUAUUUCACCUAUGGUUGUUGAAACAGUCUCUCUUCGUCCCUCCAGUUCCCCUGAUACGUAUUAUUUUCGUAAUUUGGCUAUUACAGAUACCUUUACUUUUCGUGAUCUAUUAGCAGAGAUUGAUAUGACAGGUUCUCCUCCUCCAGGUAAACGUAUUGUGAUAUCAGAUGCGGAUAAAUUCUAUCCGCUGGAUCAAGCCAUUCGUAGCGUGAUUCGAAGACCUACAUGUACUCAUUUGGAACUCUGUCUCGGAUUGACGGAUAAACCGUCUAUUGAUUGGAGUACUUAUUCUUCUUAAUUUAAUAAAUUUCUUUCUUUUUUAUAUA